Polypterus senegalus (gray bichir) is the source of this 2233-nucleotide messenger RNA. It is a transcript of the gene slc6a3, whose product is annotated as solute carrier family 6 member 3. Gene Ontology annotation, molecular function: dopamine:sodium symporter activity; norepinephrine:sodium symporter activity. Gene Ontology annotation, cellular component: neuron projection; presynaptic membrane; neuronal cell body membrane. The coding region runs from base 337 to 2181 and encodes 614 amino acids. Lineage: Eukaryota; Metazoa; Chordata; Cladistia; Polypteriformes; Polypteridae. The record is from RefSeq and is a predicted model, not a curated record. The transcript has 15 exons. Gene Ontology annotation, biological process: sodium ion transmembrane transport; dopamine uptake involved in synaptic transmission.
UAUACCCUCUUAAAAGUUGCUCUGCUUUUUUGCCACGUCUACAAAUCCACUCAGGAAAUUCUGAAUGCCAAAGCUUCUAUGGAAAUCAAGUUAAGUUUUGAGAUCUUGCAGUCUUCUUGGUCCAGAGAUCAACAGCGUAUCAAAAAUGGUUUAAGUUGUUAAUAAACCCCACAGGCGAGCAGCAGGGUGCACCUGUAGGAAGAUUUCUGAUCGAGUAAGUCUGAAAAGUCACAGUAAAAGAAGUAAGAGUUACAUCACCUCAAAGGUUUUGGAAGUUCAGCACUACUGCAACGCCUGCCAUAACUGGCAACCACCUCCGGCACCAAUCACCUCCUGAUGAUCAAAGGCAGAUUACCAGUGGGACAGAUGUCGUCAGUAGUUGCUCCAGCCAAACAGUCAGACACCAUGGGCCCCAAAGAGGUGGAGCUGAUCCUUGUGAAAGAGCAGAAUGGAGUGCAGUUUACCAGUUCCACCUUGAUUAACCAACCCCAAACAAACUCCGAUACCGAGGAACGAGAGACUUGGGCAAAGAAGAUAGAUUUCCUCCUCUCGGUUAUUGGAUUUGCCGUGGAUCUAGCGAACGUGUGGCGAUUCCCUUAUCUGUGCUACAAAAAUGGAGGCGGUGCGUUUCUUGUUCCCUACCUCUUUUUCAUGCUAAUUGCAGGAAUGCCUCUCUUCUAUAUGGAAUUGGCUCUUGGACAAUACAAUCGAGAAGGGGCUGCAGGUGUUUGGAAGAUCUGCCCCAUAUUUAAGGGUGUUGGCUUUACUGUGAUCUUGAUUUCGCUUUAUGUUGGCUUCUACUACAAUGUGAUCAUUUCCUGGGCUCUCUUCUACUUGUUCUCAUCCUUCACUGGGAACCUACCUUGGGAGCACUGCAACAACACAUGGAACAGCCUGAACUGCUCUGACCUUUUCAACAGCUCCAACUUGAAUGAAACCCAACGAACAACUCCAGCAGCAGAGUAUUUUGAGAGAGGAGUCUUACAUCUCCAUGAAAGUCAAGGAAUUAAUGACUUGGGGUUGCCCAGAUGGCAGCUGACAUCCUGUUUAGUUGUGGUAAUCGUUGUCUUGUAUUUCAGCCUAUGGAAAGGAGUAAAGACAUCUGGGAAGGUUGUGUGGAUUACAGCAACAAUGCCUUACAUGGUCCUAACUGUUCUGUUGUUGCGUGGAGUUACCCUGCCAGGGGCCAUUGAUGGAAUCAAAGCAUAUUUGAGUGUCGAUUUCCUUCGCCUGUGUGAGGCCUCGGUCUGGAUAGAUGCUGCUACUCAAAUAUGCUUCUCGCUAGGAGUUGGGUUUGGUGUGCUAAUCGCGUUUUCAAGCUAUAACAAAUUCAGCAACAACUGCUAUAGAGAUGCUAUAAUCACCAGCUCCAUCAACUCCCUUACCAGCUUUUUCUCUGGUUUUGUCAUCUUUUCUUUCCUGGGAUACAUGUCUCAAAAACAUAAAGUGGCUCUUGAGGAAGUAGCCACAGAUGGGCCUGGACUCGUGUUUAUUAUAUACCCAGAAGCAAUUGCUACAUUACCUGGGUCUUCCAUCUGGGCAGUCAUCUUCUUCAUAAUGCUUCUGACCCUGGGAAUCGACAGCGCUAUGGGUGGAAUGGAGUCUGUUAUCACGGGCCUGAUUGAUGAGUUUAAAUUUUUGCACAAACAUCGGGAGCUCUUCACUUUGUUCAUUGUCCUGUCGACAUUUUUGAUUUCACUCUUCUGUGUCACCAAUGGUGGCAUUUAUGUAUUUACUCUUCUAGACCAUUUUGCAGCAGGAACAUCAAUUCUCUUUGGAGUGCUUAUUGAAGCAAUUGGUAUUGCGUGGUUUUAUGGAGUAGCACGAUUUAGUGAUGACAUUGAAGAAAUGAUUGGUCACAGACCUGGCUUGUAUUGGAGGCUGUGUUGGAAGUUUGUGAGUCCUUGUUUCCUUUUGUUCAUGGUGGUUGUCAGCUUUGCAACCUUUAAACCUCCUUAUUAUGGAACAUAUGUCUUUCCAGUGUGGGCAAACAUGAUAGGCUGGUGUAUUGCCGUAUCGUCAAUGGCACUGGUACCAAUUUAUGCCAUUUAUAAAUUUGGUUCCCUGCCUGGAACAUUUCGAGAUAAAUUAGCUUAUGCAAUUACUCCUGAAAAGGAACAUCAUUUGGUGGAAAAUGGAGAAGUUCGCCAAUUUACACUUCGUCACUGGCUAAUGGUGUAAAGAAGUGCGCAACAUGAAAUGGAUGUCCCUGUUCUGAAAAUGUACAAGUUAA